UCACGGUGGAAUAACAGGAGUCGCGCUGGCCCGUCAACGCUUUCUAACUUUCGAAGGAACGGCAACAGAUAGUGAAUUCCCAUCACAUUCCACGUAUGUUGUCUACAUUCACGCUAUUCUCACUGCCACCAAAGAUGUUCACUCGACCGCGACAGGAUGCAUGAUGUAACGCAAUCAGAGUGCGUACAUCGCCUGAUCAAUAGCAGCUGAGUGCAUUUACAGUAGCCGUGUUUAACAAUGGGUUCGGCAGGAUCACGCCGCAGUACCACUGUGGCGGCAACUGAUGCCCAGGAGCAGCAACAGCCGCAGGUAGAAGAGCCAGAUGAGGACGGAAGCCCCCGAAUUGUCUUCAUUACUGGUUGCUCAACUGGCAUCGGCCUGGCAACAGCAGUUGUUCUUGCAAGCGACGCAGACAAGCGAUUUAAGGUUUAUGCCACAAUGAGAAAUCUCGGAAAGAAAGCAGCUUUGGAAGAAGCCGCUGGGAAAACUCUCGGCGAAUCACUAUUUAUAAAAGAAUUGGACGUAUGCAGUGAAGAAGCCGUUAACAGUUUGGUAAAAGAGAUUGAGAGUGAAGAGGGAAGAAUCGAUGUGCUCGUGAACAACGCAGGACAAGGCCUGGUGAGUGUAUUUGAAUGCAUACCAAUUGACAAAGCGCAAAACCUGUUCGAUGCAAACUUCUUUGGGGUCAUGCGAGUUCUCAAAGCUGCUUUACCGGGCAUGAAAGCAAGAAAGAAGGGUCGCAUUAUCAAUGUGAGCAGUAUCAUCGGAGUGAACGGACACCCAUUCAGUGAAAUAUACAGCGCUUCUAAAUUCGCCUUGGAAGGUCUGACGGAGAGCCUGGCUCCAACACUGAGGAAAUUCAACAUCAGGUGUUCUCUGGUUGAGCCUGGACCAGUGACAACCUCAUUCAACAACAAUGCCAAGUCACUGAGAGAGGGAAUCGACUCAUCCACAGCGGACGACAAGACCCAGGCCUUGUUACAGGAGGCUUUAAAAGAAAUGUACCGUACUGUCACUGAGCACAGCCAGACAGCCGAGGAAGUGGCCGACAUUAUCAAAAACGUGAUACUCAGUAGAGCGCCUCAUUUGCGAUACCAAACAAAUUCUCAGUACGCACCGGGAGAGGUACAAGCCAAGUUUUCUGAUGCGACAGGAGACAAAGCUAUCGAUCUCAUGGAAAAAAGAUUUUACCCGGAGACAAAGUAGUAGAGUUUUAAGACCAAAGAGUUCGCAACCGAACCCGACUGCAUUUCGCAGUCCAAGGGAUUCGGAGAUAAUAAUCACUUUUUUAUUUCAUUAUUUUUAUAUCUAACAUGGUCAUAUUUCUUUUUAUAAAAUAUAUAUCUAAAUAGAAGUAGUGAUAGACAUAUUCCGUCAAACCAGCAAAGGAAAACGUCAACAUUUUAGAAAAGGCCUUAAGAUGUCUGAAUCGAAACAAUCAUAAAAUGGUAUGUUUAUUAUAUUAUUCAGUCCAAUUAUUCCUUACCUGCAUAGCUCUGAGAGCCACAACAAACGCAUCCAAAGAUAACUGGUGAGUUUUCAGCAGAAGAGCCCUGAGAAUACAUAUAAACACAAUCAUCUCAGUCGGUUUACAGGAUCUAUAACGAAAUUCUCUCUUCUGGCAGCCAUAUAUUUCCUUAACACGAUUACUGAGAAUUUGGUGUUAUCAUGUCCGUGUAAAACCCCUCAGUUAACCCUUUACUUCCCAACAUCAGUAUGUACAUUCUCCACACAGUUCUCUAUACAUUUCCUAAGGUGCAGACAAGGGGAAUUUGUUUAACAAUCAAGAGCUUGUUUAGUUGGUGAUCAUUUCUGUUUUUCUCAUGACUUUAAUGUGUGAUUCAAGAGUGAUAUUGUAAGGAGAAAUUAGAUGCUAGUUACUCUAACGGAUCAAAGGGUUGAUAAGUUUGUUCAUUCUAGUCACCUGUGUACUAACGUAUCUAAAUUGUAAAGAGAAGUUACCCUAUAUAUCCAAGUAAUAUCCAACAGAGCGUCGAAAGUCAUCCGGGAUUAAAGAGUAAGAGAGAUGGUAUGUUUUGAGCUCGGUAAAGAAAUAGAGAAAGAUGUUUUUUUCGUCUUGUCCGAGCAGUAUGUAGGACGUGUGUCAUAUGAACUUCGUAAUAGACCUCGGUCAUCCGUAGAGUCUCUGUGGUUCAGUGGGUAGAGCAACGGAGCACGGAAUCCGAAGGUCUGAGGUUCCAUUCCUCAUAGGACUCAGAAUUUUUUCUUUGUCCCACGCUCGUAACAAGACGAAAAAACACCUUUCUCUAAUCUAGGAUUGAAGACGAGUUUAUCUCGAGUGCUAUUUCACUCCAAAACGAAACCAUUAAGACACAAAAGUUCGAUGAAAGUUUUUAAGACCUCAACAUUUUCUUGAAAGUCAGUUUAGAAAAACAGAAGAGUAUGACAGUUUCCUUUAAUUUGUAUCUGCAAAAGACACUUCGAUAGAUAAAAAUAUUUAUUCAAGACUUCUAAAACUUACACUUUCUUGAAUAAGUUCCUAUAUGUUAUAAUCUUUAGCUUCUCCAGAAUAAGGUAAACACCACACUGGAUGAAAAAUCCCUGAAAAUUGAAAAAAGGCAAUUUAUAUUUGAUAUAAUAAGAGAGGAGUGGAAAACGCACUGCCCAGUGGUCAGAGCACUAGACUCAGGGUCGAGAGGUCUAGGUUCGAGACCGGUGCCGGCUCAAUGUGUUGUGUUCUUAGGCUGAACACUUUACCCCCCCAAUGCUUCUCUUCACUCAGGAGUAUAAAUGGGUACCUGCGAAUUGUCACGGAAACCUGAUGAAAUGCUGGGGGAUAACCUUGCAAUGGACUAUCAUCGCAUUCAGGGGGGAGUGGUAAUACUUCUUGUCGCUUCGCUACAUGGAAACCAGGAUAAGCUACAGCUGGGUGGGCCAAUAGGUUGAGUACAGACUUUACUUUUAGUAAAAUAUGAGGAAAGUAGAAAAAUGAA
This is a messenger RNA of Pocillopora verrucosa, 2954 nucleotides long. RefSeq names its product retinol dehydrogenase 8. NCBI's taxonomy places the organism in Eukaryota, Metazoa, Cnidaria, Anthozoa, Scleractinia, Pocilloporidae. Gene Ontology annotation, cellular component: cytosol. The record is from RefSeq and is a predicted model, not a curated record. Gene Ontology annotation, molecular function: oxidoreductase activity.